AUGACCGAGCUGGCGUCCUCCGGGGGUGGGUCCCCUGUGGGGGACGGGGAGGAAGGUUUAGGAGACGAAAGAGGCCUGGUCAUCCACCACCCUGCAGAGGAGCAGCCCCACCGGUGCCCGCUGUGUGGCCAGACCUUCUCCCAGCAGCCUAGCCUGGUGCGGCACCAGAAGGCGCACGCUGGCGCAGGCCGCACAGCUGCCUUUGUGUGUCCCGAGUGCGGCAAGGCCUUCAGCGUCAAGCACAACCUCGAGGUGCACCAGCGCACACACACUGGGGAGCGGCCCUUCCCCUGCCCCGACUGCGGCCGCUGCUUCAGCCUAAAGCAGAACCUGCUCACGCACCAGCGCAUCCACAGCGGCGAGAAGCCGCACCAGUGCGCGCAGUGCGGCCGCUGCUUCCGCGAGCCACGCUUCCUGCUCAACCACCAGCGUACCCACGCGCGCAUGCCCGCGCCGCACCCGCGCCGUCCUGGCGUCUUUGGGGAGAGGCGGCCCUACUUCUGCCCCCGCUGCGGCAAGAGCUUCGCGCGGGAGGGCUCGCUCAAGACCCAUCAGCGCAGCCACGGCCACGGGCCCGAGAGCCAGGCGGCCCACGUAGGCCGCGUGCUAUGA
Otolemur garnettii (small-eared galago) is the source of this 612-nucleotide messenger RNA. RefSeq names its product zinc finger and SCAN domain-containing protein 2-like. The coding region runs from base 1 to 612 and encodes 203 amino acids. The record is from RefSeq and is a predicted model, not a curated record. The transcript has a single exon. NCBI's taxonomy places the organism in Eukaryota, Metazoa, Chordata, Mammalia, Primates, Galagidae. Gene Ontology annotation, molecular function: DNA-binding transcription factor activity, RNA polymerase II-specific; RNA polymerase II cis-regulatory region sequence-specific DNA binding. Gene Ontology annotation, biological process: regulation of transcription by RNA polymerase II.